Messenger RNA from Protopterus annectens (West African lungfish), 1194 nucleotides. RefSeq names its product squalene monooxygenase-like. The transcript is spliced from 8 exons. NCBI's taxonomy places the organism in Eukaryota, Metazoa, Chordata, Ceratodontiformes, Protopteridae. Gene Ontology annotation, cellular component: endoplasmic reticulum; membrane. Gene Ontology annotation, biological process: sterol biosynthetic process; cholesterol metabolic process. The record is from RefSeq and is a predicted model, not a curated record. The coding region runs from base 1 to 1110 and encodes 369 amino acids. Gene Ontology annotation, molecular function: squalene monooxygenase activity; flavin adenine dinucleotide binding.
AUGGCUGCCCUACUACUUAACAGAAACUCAUGUGAUAUAACAGAAGUAAACAGGAUAUAUCACUGUGAAUUUAAAUUAGUAACAGAUAAAGCCUUACCACAAAAACAUAGAGCAAUAAGGGAAAAUACCAUCACGGAGGCAUCAAAUAAAGAAAACCUUAAAGCAAUUAAGACAAGAAGUGCCACUGUUAGAAGAAUAUUGAAUAAGGAACUUCAUGCACCACUGACCCUUGUUGCAGAUGGACUGUUUUCAAAUUUAAGAAAGCAUCUGGUGCCCCGCAAGGCUAUAGUUACAUCUUAUUUUACUGGUACAGUUAUGAAGACUCCUCCAGAAUGGAAGACAACUAAGUUGAUAAUACUGACAUAUGAAACAAUCGUGGUGUAUUUCUAUCAGCUUUCUUCUACUGAAACCAGAAUAUUAAUAAACUUCAUAGGACAGCCUCCAAGAAACUUAAAGGAUUAUAUAAUGGAAAACGUUUACCCCCAAACACCUGAAGUGCUAAAAGACCCCUUACUCACAGCACUGCAGAAUGAACACUUGAAGAUUAUACCUACAAUGUACUUACCUGCUGUGGCUGUCAACAAACCAGGUGUCCUUAUUUUGGGUGAAGCAUACAAUAUCCGACAUCCUUUUACAGGAGGAGGAAUGAGUGUAAUUCUAAAUGACAUCAAAAUAUGGAGAGAAUUAUUGCAAGAAAUUCCAGAUUUAUAUGAUAAUGAAAAAAUCUUUCAGGCCAAACAGAAAUUCUACUGGUUAAGGAAGAAGUCGUGCUCCUUUGUGGUGAAUACUCUUUCUGAAUUACUGCAUAGACUUUUUACUACAUCAGAUGAUGCCCUGCUUCUUUUAAGGAAAGCUCUGUUCUGUUACUGCAACCUAAGUGAACAGCAUGCUUUGGGACCAGUUCUUCUCACAGCAGUGUUAGCAUCAAAGCCACUUGCACUGUUUAAGGUUAAUUCCGCCGUUGUACUAUAUGCAAUGUACCUUUCCAUCAAGUCAGAGCUAUGGUACACCAAACCACGUGGUGUCUGUAGGAGUAUUGCUGUGCUUUACAAGUCAAUGGCAGCUUCAGUUCCUCUCAUCUAUUCAGAAAUAAAGCAGCACAAUAAUUAAUUUUUGUCAACUAAAGAUUAUAACCAGCAUUUUGUAUGAUACUAUGGUAGCCAAUGUUCUGAAAAUAAAAUUCUUAAUACUAAA